This is a messenger RNA of Anneissia japonica, 7360 nucleotides long. RefSeq names its product C-Jun-amino-terminal kinase-interacting protein 4-like. The record is from RefSeq and is a predicted model, not a curated record. Gene Ontology annotation, molecular function: JUN kinase binding; MAP kinase scaffold activity; kinesin binding. Gene Ontology annotation, cellular component: cytoplasm. Gene Ontology annotation, biological process: vesicle-mediated transport. Lineage: Eukaryota; Metazoa; Echinodermata; Crinoidea; Comatulida; Comatulidae.
CUCUCACUUGCCCACUUGGCAGAUGCGGAAGAAAUCCUCAACCAUAACAACAAGCAGGUUGUGUUCUACCUAAAAUUUUAGCUAUUCAUGAUACAGCUUAUUUUACAAUUUUUACAUUUUAAAUAAGAUUACUAAUCUCCAGCCGCCAUGGAUGACGGAUUGGAGACCGUGUACGGAACAGACGAUGGUAAUCGGAACGUAAUGUCAGAGAAAGUUACAGGCCUAGCGUCUGGAAUAUACCGAGAAUUUGAACGGAUGAUUAAGCGAUACGACGAGGAUGUUGUAAAGGAACUCAUGCCUCUGAUCGUUAAUGUAUUGGAGGGCCUAGAUACUGCACUGUUGCAAAAUAUUGAAAAUGAUGUCGAAUUGGAACUGCUACGGGACGAUAAUGAGCAAUUAAUGACUCAAUAUGAUCGAGAAAAACAACAUCGCAAAGAGUCUGAGCAAAAAUUACUUGAAUAUGAAGAUACUAAUGAUCAAGAGAGAAGGAGUCUUCAAAAUAGAUUGGAAAGUUUAGAAAGUAGUCAAAAACAUUCUCAACUCAAACUGAAAAAUUUGACAGAUCAGAUCAGUCGACAUGAGGAGCGUGAAGGUGAAUUGAAGAAGGAUUAUAAUAUUCUACAAAAGAGACAUAAUGAGAUGUUACAGAAUUACGCUGAGAAUAUAGAGAAAUUGAAGCAGGCGACACAGUUCGGGGAUCCAGUUGCAGCCAGCCCAAGGUUAUUCAAAUUACAUAUUCCUAGAGCGCACUCGCCGACAUAUUACAAUCAGGAGCCUCCAACGCCAACCAAAGACAGUAAUGUUAUUCAGGAUAGUCUCCCGACUCCAGACGCCCCACAGAAAACAUUCCUAUCGAAGGAGAAACCCAACGACUCAAACCUCCAACUGGAGAUCGAGAACACGCCGGUGACCCGGUCAAGAAGCGUUAGUACGUCGUCCAUUGAACAGACUGCCACGGAAACACAGGCAUCGGUUAUAAUGAGUAACAAAGAAACUGAGAUGACACCUGAUGUUGAGAUGAGUCCGCAGUUGGCAGCAGUCUUCGCUAGCACACCAGAGCUAAAGGAUGGACAGCAACAGGUAGCAACAAGUCCCAGAGCUCUCCUCUCAGGCUUCAGCGACAUGGAUGCCCAUAAUUCUUUGUUUAUGGAAUUAGAUCAAGACAUCAUCUCAGAAAUAGACGAUGGCGCCAACAUAACAGAUCCCGCCGAGUUCUCUGUGAAGUCACCUGACAAGUUAUGUGGAAUGGGCAAAGAAGUUGAGAACUUGAUUACAGAGAAUUCAGAACUGAGAGCUACAAAGAAUGCCUUGAAUAUUGUGAAAGAUGAUUUGAUCCUAAAAGUUGAUGAGUUAACUGCCGAGUCAGAACUUUUGCGUCAAGAUGUGGCCGCAGUCACCCACAAGAAGGAGGAACUGCUCGAUAGGAUACAAGAGCUAGAAAGCGAGUUGAAAAAAAUGAAAGAGCAACAUCAUGACUUGAACAGACUCCCAGAUGGCGAGGAGGAGGAAGUCCCGAUGGCCCAGCGUAAACGCUUCACACGUGUCGAAAUGGCACGCGUCUUGAUGGAACGCAAUCAAUACAAAGAACGCCUCAUGGAACUCCAAGAAGCUGUUAGAUGGACGGAAAUGAUCAGAGCAUCUAGAGAACACCCUUCAUUUGAGAAGAAAAACAAAUCAAGCGUCUGGAAAUUAGACGCGACACAGCGUGUGAAAGAACGGCGGGAACAGUACAAGAAGGUGAAGGCCCAUGUGAAGAAAGACGACGGGCGAGUACAGGCCUACGGUUGGAGCCUACCCGCUAAACAUCAACCGCCAUCGAAGAGUAUACAGCCUGCAGAGAGCAACAGAGGGUGCUUGGUUGGUGUCCCUGUUCCUGUGUUUUGUAGGCCUCUCCUAGAAAAAGAACCAGGAACAAAGAUAUGGUGUGCAGCAGGAGUGAACCUGACAGGUGGUAGAACCAGGGAUGGUGGCUCUAUUGUAGGCGCCAGUGUUUUCUACUCAGCCUCAAAUUUGGAGGAUGGGCAGAAUACCUCGCAGACAUCCGAAAGCGAAGUUGAUAAACUUGAUGAAGAGCUAAAGCAAGCAAAGAAAGAGCAAGAAGAAUGUCAGAAAAACAACUUAUCGUCACUGGUCUGGAUUUGCACGAGUACGCAAGCAGUCGGGAAGGUGACGGUUGUUGACGCCAACCAGCCACAAAACAUACUUGAUUCGUUUCCAGUUAGCGAUUCCUAUGUUCUUUGUAUCUGUAGUGUACCAGGUGCUCUAGAAAGUGAUUAUCCUUCAAUUGAAGAAACUGAAGCUACUACUGAAGAUGAAAAGGAAAAAGCAUCAGACUCAAAAGAAGAAGAUAAAUUUGGUACAGUUACCCUGGUAUCAGUGAGCGUGCCCUCCACUCCACGAAGUACUACUCCAUCAUCAGAUAGAGCUGACCAAACAAGUAUAUCCAGUCAGGAGUUCAAGGCAGAGGUCGGCGAAGCCAACGUAAGUACAAACAUCACGUCCUCAACAGAUGCAGAGGAGGCACUGCGACAGGCUGCCACAACUCCCCAAACGCAAUCUAAAAUUGGCAUGGAAGGUGUGGUACCAGAAAGCAAAAUUCUCAAUUCACAAGACCAAACUGAUUCAGAUAAUGAAAGUGAUGUACAGCAAGAUCCCCUUGGUGUGACCUCACUACAAAGUGAGGCUGCCAAGCGAGCAAGAAGCGCCUCGCAAGAUGCCAGCGACUUUCUCAAGGAUGGACUGUCGGUGGUACAGAUGGAGAACGACUUCAUGUACGUGGAAGCGGAGAAGAUGAGCAGCGUCAAACCAACUAUGUGGCUUGGAGGACAGAAUGGAUGUUUGUAUGUGCACUCUGCAGUCUCCCAGUGGAGGCGAUGUCUACACUCACUCAAACUCAAGGAUUCAAUUUUAGCUAUAGUAUAUGUCAAAGGUCGUGUGUUUGUCGCCAUAGCUGAUGGCUCUAUAGCCGUAUUUCACAGAUCUGCAGAUGGACAGUGGGAUUUAAAUAACUACCAUUUAUUGGACCUGGGCAAACCAAAUCAUUCUAUUCGCUGUCUGAUGGUUGUUUACGAUAAGGUCUGGUGCGGAGUCCGUAACAAAAUUCACAUCAUCAACCCACUCAUGUUAAAAAUAGAGAAAUCAUUUGAUGCCCAUCCACGAAAAGAGAGCCAAGUACGACAGAUAGCCUGGCAAGGUGACGGCGUCUGGGUUUCAAUCCGAUUGGACAGUACGCUACGACUUUAUCAUGCACAUACCUGCGACCAUUUGCAGGAUGUCGAUAUUGAACCGUAUGUCAGUAAAAUGUUAGGCACUGGUAAGCUAGGCUUCUCAUUUGUGCGUAUCACAGCAUUGAAGAUUGCUUGCAACAGGCUGUGGGUAGGCACAGGCAAUGGAGUCAUCAUCUCAAUACCUCUUUCGGAAGCAACAAAAUCAACAGCGAGUAAUACAGGGGUGCGCCCUGGUGGUGUCAUCCGUGUGUAUGCAGACAGCAACAGCGAUACCGUCAGACCCGGCAGUAUGAUACCGUAUUGUAGCAUCACCCAGGCGCAGCUGUCGUUCCACGGACACCGUGAUGCUGUCAAGUUCUUUGUUGCCGUACCAGUUAUAGAAAAGAGUAUAGUGAGUUACGGAUUGGGCGUGUGGAGAAACUUAAAGCAAGGAAUAGCAAGUAACGUGAGGUCUACGACGGCAAGUGGGGCACCGAUCGCCGGGGAUCAGCAAACCAGUAAAAACAUCUUGGUUCUCAGUGGUGGAGAAGGCUACAUUGAUUUCAGACAAGGGGAUGAUGAAGAUGAAGAGGCUGCAGGCGGUAACCUUGGUGAUAUGCCGAACAAACAAAUGAAAUCUGAACGAAGUCAUCUGAUAGUUUGGCAAGUGACAGGCGUGUCGGAGUGAAGCUGCUGUACAGAUAAUUAAAAGUGGGGGUUGAAUAUAUCAGUAACACAAUGGAGCUUUAAUUUGCAUCUUAUAGAGUUGUAAUGAAUUGUGUAAAAAUGGUAUGUCCAGACUUGGGCUGGCCCAUUGUAAAUGAUGUACAUGAAAUAUAUCCCCAUGUGUUGAAUAUGUUUUAAAAUUAUACAUUUUGCCUGGCAACAACAUGUCUAUUUGUAAAUUAUGUGUGUCCUAGCAACACUGUGCCACCUAAUAACACAAGUUGUUGCCUGGCAACAGCAUGCAUAACCUAGUAACACAUUUUUUUGCCUAGCAACACAAUGUGUUACCUAGUAACAACUGUUGCCUGACAACAGCAUAUCUAACAUAACAACAUGUAUGUAAUUGUUGCUAUGGAAAUGCGUCAGUAAUACUCUGGCAUCUUGUUAAAAAGAGUUGUAGAGUUUAAGAUGUCAAUAUGACACAGAAUGCAAGAAUGGGGGAUAUAGGGUUUGAGAAUGUGGAGGAGGAGUCUGACGAUCAUCUGUGCUUAUAGUUGUUGCUGUUAAACUAUUCAGUAAAAUUACUGGCUUCAUGUCGCUAUUCUGAUUGCUAUAACCCCUUUCUUCUAAUUAUCCACUAUCUUAAGCUGCAACUAAAAUACAUUUUUAUCAACCAAAUCAAGGGUCAGUAAUGUGAACGUGUUGCUAUAUUUAUAUCAAUAUUAUUACUAAAAAUCAUAUUUCUGUAUGUUUUUAAUUUAUGUUGCUUGUAAGUUCAUCACUCUUGCCUACUCACAAAUAUCAGAUCAAGUGAAACCUCUAAAUGUUUGAAGAGUUAGUUGGUUUGACAUCUCUGUAUUAAGUAGUGAUUUAUCUGUUUCAAUAUUUUAAAAUUUGGAAUGUAACAGUGUGUGAUACUUUAAUGGGAUUUUUGUUCUGUUAGUUAUUCACAAUAGUGCCUGGAAGCGAGAACUGAAUAAGAAAAUUGUAUUUUAAUCUUUAAUUAUCAGUAAUAAUAAAAAUAAUAUUUUUUUAAAGUUUAACAUUCCUUAAUGUUUUUUAUCUUCUCUUUGUUUUAUUUUAUGCAAACAUAAGAUCCCGGAUUUAAAUUUGCUUCUUGUAAAUGCUUUUUUAACAAUGCUGUAAUUACUGUAUUCGUGUAACCAUAGUAACAGCAUGCCUGUUGGCAUGGUUUUCAUUUCAAUUGAUAGGGAUAAAUAAUUAAAGAUAUGAAAUUCAUGGGAAAUAAUAAAUCCUUGUUAUAUUCCAUGUUAUAUGUUUGGAUGAUUCCAUUAAUGAAAUGUUCCCCACUCACUCUGAACAUGCCACUAAAUUAGCCUAGUUCCUUCCCUCCCCCUCCCACCUUUAAUAUAUUCUCCAAGUAAAUUAUUUUUUAAUGAGAAACCAUUAUACUUAUAACAAAGUAAUUAUUGAAAUAAUAAUGGUGUAAUUAUUUAAUGAUGAUUUGAUAAUACUGUACUAGUAUAUUAUAAUUACUAAUAUAAUAAUAAUAAUAAUAAUAAUAAUUUUAAUAAUAUUAAUAAUAAUUUAUGUUAAACCUUUUGUGGAAGAUGUGCAAGGAAUUUAAUAUUUUAACUUAAUUAUUUGGUUAAGAUUCGCAAAUGUAAAAUUCAAAUUGUUUUAUCAUUGUUAAAUCCAUCUUGACCAUAAAAAUGCACCAGUAAUGUAUAAGAAAAUUAAAAUUUGGGUUAGUAUAUUAAAAUUCAAUUUUAAUGACGAUUAGCCACCGUUAUGACAAAAAAAGUGCAAAUUUUUUACACAUUUGAAUAUUUUAAAUAAAUGUGAGAUUUUGUGAGUUUUUUAUAGAACCUAAACAAAUACCUUCUGAAUUAGUUGAGGAUUUACAAUUCACGAAAAUUAAAAUAAUUUAUUUUUUAAUUAUUAAUGUAUUUGAAUCAUAUGUAAUGAAAUGUCAAAAUACUAAAAUUCGAUAAAAUUAUUUAUGAAGAUUUUAAUUCUCUUCUUGAUGUAAUUAUGUAAAUUUCUUUGUUAUUAGAAUAAAAAUUUACUUGUUGAUUUCAAGGAAGUUAGAAUCGAGUAAAUUUGCAUUCAAGAAAGUUAUGUUUUUUUUUUAAAUCUCAUGCUGCGAGGAUAAAUACAGUCCAGAAAUUUAGCAUAUUUAUAAUUCGUCAUCACCACCACAUCAUCAUCAGUAUUGGCUAGUAAGUAAAAUAACUGGGGCAAGUUACUUUGUGCAUUUUAAUGUAAAAUAUCAACAAAAACCCAUGAAACUUGUAAACAAUUUAGUUUGUUUUUUCAUUUUUAUUUAGUGUUCAUUUGGGCUAUAGUUUCUACCACGUUUAACUGCUUUCCAAAAAGAAAUAUUCUUCUGUUAACAUUUUCAAUAUUUUGUUUAAAAAGGCUUAAUGACGAGGUAGGCUGAUGAAUAUUUUUGGUCUUAAUUCCCAAAUGUAUAUGCUGUUUUAUGCUUUUAUUAUUUAAUAAUGAAUUGUACAGUACUGUAGUAGUUUAAUCUUAAAAAGGGAGUAUUCCCAACUAAUCACUUUACUGCAAUACAGUGAUGGCCUACGUUUUAUUUUAUCAAUUCAGAUUUAAGUCAAGGGUAAAUUAAUCUAAAUAAUUACUGACAUUAAUUUUUGAAAAUGUAUUUGUGUACAAUUCCUAGAAAUAUUAAUGGACCUUUCCACUAAAAUCUGCUCCUUGGGAUACCGUUGCUAAGGAACCGAAAACUUGUGUGACUGUGGAACUACCUUAGAUCAUCUAUUCAACAAAAUUCCUAUUAAUUUAUAACAACUCAAUGGGGACUAGCGUAUGUAGGACAAGCGCGUAUUCCAAGCCUUUUUCUGAUUGGUUAAUUAAUCUUGAUUGACACUUCGGAAAGGUUCAUCGGCACGCCCUCGAAUGCAUUAUUCAUCAUUAUCAAAAUGUAUUUUUAAAAUAAAUACAUGUAAUUAAAUAAAUAGUGCACGUUCUUGAUGAUAAUUUUGUAUACUGUACUUACUAUAAGCGUAUGCACCAGUGAAAACAGUAUUUGGAAAUAUGAAAUAAUUACCAGUACGUGGGUUCUGGUGUGUGUAGCAUUAUGGGUCCUCCCAAAAUUUUGUAAUAACUCUAACUUAUCUAACAUGGUUCUCAACUGAAAAUGACAUAUUUGUAUAAAAUUUGUUUGUUGUGUAAAAUAAUAUAUGUGAUUACUUGAACUCUGCCCGUUUUCAGUUCUCCGGGUUUUUGUGAAUAAUACUUGUCGAGAAAUUAAAUGCUUAAUUGAUUAAAAGAUUGUAUAUAUUUAAGUAAAACAUAUAGUUGCAUUGACAUUGCCGAGUCCCCUAAUUUUGUUAUUGUAGUUGUUUUUUUUGAAAAAUAUAGGAUAAAUAUUGCAAAUAUAUUGUCAGAUGUACAAUUGUGUAAAUUGCAUGUUGUGACCAAUUUAAUUGCCUUGGAUAGCUCGAUGUUUUGAACGAGGUGAAUGACUCCAUUGCCUGAAUAAAGAAUUUGCGAAGGAUUGA